Molecule: messenger RNA, 363 nt
Organism: Knipowitschia caucasica
Lineage: Eukaryota; Metazoa; Chordata; Actinopteri; Gobiiformes; Gobiidae
Source: the annotation of a GenBank genome assembly
AUGACACAGGGAGGAGACAGAGGAGACCAGGAGGAGACCAGGAGGAGACCGGGAGGAGACAGAGGAGACCAGGAGGAGACCUGGAGGAGGCCAAGAGGAGACAGAGUAGGCCAAGAGGAGAUAGAGGAGACAGAGGAGACAGAGAAGACAGGGAGGAGACAGAUGAUUCCGAGAGGAGACAGAGGAGACCAAGAGGAGACAAGAGGAGACAGAGGAGACAGAGGAGACAGAGGAGACCAAGAGGAGACAGAGGAGACAGGGAGGAGACAGAUGAUACCGAGAGGAGACAGAGGAGACAGAGGAGGCCGAGAAGAGACAGAUGAGACCAAGAGGAGACAGAGGAGACAGGGAGGAGACAGAUGA